GGGGCCGCGACCCGGCCCGCGGAGCCGGCGCCAGCGGGCUGCUGAGGUGGCUGUCGCCGGCUCGGAGCUGCGGCUUCCCCGGGCCGAGCCCCCGAUGGAGGCCGAGGCCGCGGAUGGCCCCCCGGGCGGGGUCGAGGCGGUGCUCAGCUGCUUCUCUUUCAACCAGGACUGCACAUCCCUAGCAAUUGGAACCAAAGCCGGUUACAAGCUGUUUUCUUUGAGUUCUGUGGAGCAACUGGACCAAGUCCAUGGAAGCAACGAAAUCCCAGAUGUCUACAUCGUGGAGCGCCUCUUCUCCAGCAGCCUGGUCGUGGUGGUCAGUCACACAAAGCCGCGGCAGAUGAAUGUCUAUCACUUCAAGAAAGGCACGGAGAUCUGUAAUUACAACUAUUCCAGCAACAUCUUGUCCAUAAGGCUGAACCGGCAGAGGCUGCUGGUGUGCCUGGAGGAGGCCAUUUACAUCCACAACAUCAAAGACAUGAAGCUCUUGAAGACCAUCCUGGAUAUUCCUGCCAACCCAGCAGGUCUCUGUGCCCUCUCUAUCAACCAUUCCAAUUCUUACGUGGCCUAUCCUGGAAGCCUGACCACAGGCGAGAUUGUGCUUUAUGACGGACACUCCCUGAAAACGGUCUGCACGAUUGCUGCCCACGAGGGGACGCUGGCCGCCAUCACCUUCAAUGCCUCGGGCUCCAAACUAGCGAGCGCAUCUGAAAAAGGCACCGUCAUCCGGGUGUUCUCUGUACCCGACGGGCGAAAGCUCUACGAGUUUCGGAGAGGAAUGAAAAGGUACGUGACAAUCAGCUCCCUAGUUUUUAGUAUGGACUCGCAGUUCCUCUGCGCCUCAAGCAACACCGAGACCGUGCACAUCUUCAAGCUGGAGCACCUCACCAACAGCCGACCCGAGGAGCCCUCCACCUGGACUGGCUACAUGGGAAAGAUGUUCAUGGCUGCUUCCAACUACCUCCCCGCCCAGGUGUCCGACAUGAUGAACCAGGACAGGGCCUUUGCCACCGGGCGCUUGCACUUCUCUGGGCAGAGGAACAUCUGCACCCUCUCCACGAUCCAGAAACUGCCAAGACUCCUGGUCGCGUCUUCCGAUGGACACCUUUACAUCUACAAUUUGGACCCUCAGGACGGAGGAGAAUGUGUCUUAAUCAAGACCCACAGCUUGCUUAGCUCAGGAACAACAGAAGAAAACAAAGAAAAUGACCUCAGACCUCCAUUACCUCAGUCUUAUGCAGCGACCGUGGCCAGACCAAGCACGUCUUCUGCCUCUACCGUGCCAGGUUAUUCUGAGGACGGCGGGGCCCUCCGAGGAGAGGUCAUUCCUGAACAUGAGUUUGCGACGGGACCAGUAUGCCUUGACGACGAGAAUGAAUUUCCCCCUAUAAUCUUGUGCCGUGGAAGUCAGAAGGGCAAAACGAAGCAGUCAUGAUGAGAAGCGCACCUCAGAAAGCAGGACACCCCCUGUCAGGUGGUUGUGGAGAAAACAAGGAAGGUGGAAGAAUGGAGUACAAUUGUGUGCGCAGAAAGGGGGGCAGGAAUCCCAGGUGCCGCCUGCUUAAGCCACGGGACGCGGUCCACUGCUCACCAAACUCUCCUCCGCCCCGGUUGCCAGCAGGCAUGGGAGAGACUAUAUGAAAUAUGUUACAGCCAUCGCGUCGAUGCUCACUAACCACGUUGGUCUAUAGCCGGAACUUUAUAUGAACAAGGGCAUCCUUUUUAAAUGUAUGCCAUGUAAAAAUGUACGUAUAGGAAAACCUCUUUGAAUUGUAUUUCUUGUAUAUGACAUAUAGAGAGACUGCUUUUAGCCAGGCAAAGUAUUUUUGCAGUGAUUGGAAUGAAACAUUUAUUACCUUGGAGUCCCAUUUAGGACACUUAUAAUAAAAUCAUGGCAAUGUGUUCUUGA
Messenger RNA from Prionailurus viverrinus (fishing cat), 1909 nucleotides. It is a transcript of the gene WIPI1, whose product is annotated as WD repeat domain, phosphoinositide interacting 1. Bases 95 to 1435 code for a protein of 446 amino acids. The record is from RefSeq and is a predicted model, not a curated record. Gene Ontology annotation, biological process: protein lipidation; protein localization to phagophore assembly site; autophagy of mitochondrion. NCBI's taxonomy places the organism in Eukaryota, Metazoa, Chordata, Mammalia, Carnivora, Felidae. The transcript has 13 exons. Gene Ontology annotation, cellular component: cytosol; phagophore assembly site membrane; extrinsic component of membrane. Gene Ontology annotation, molecular function: phosphatidylinositol-3-phosphate binding; phosphatidylinositol-3,5-bisphosphate binding; protein binding.